AUGGCUGAAAACCAGAUCGCUCAGGUGAUUGCCUUCAUCUGUGGAGUGAUAGUAGUCAUCCUGAUGAUCAUGGCUUUGGCUUCAACUGACUGGCUGAUGGCAAAAGAUUGGCGGCAGGGCCUGUUUAUGCAUUGCAUUACGCAGGAUGCAGAUGAUCCUCUCCCAUUCAACAUUAAUGACACUCCAGGGGACUGCUGGCAGGCUCGUGAUGUUGCUUACAUUAGAGCAGCAGCUGCCCUUUGUGUCAUUACAUUGGUAACAGACAUAGUAGCUACUACACUCACUGGCUUGGGGCUUCGCAGUAAGGAUCAUCGUACUAAGUACAAGUUUUACAAGGGAGCAGUUUAUGUUAUGGUGCUUUCA
Gryllus bimaculatus (two-spotted cricket) is the source of this 363-nucleotide messenger RNA. NCBI's taxonomy places the organism in Eukaryota, Metazoa, Arthropoda, Insecta, Orthoptera, Gryllidae. The record is from the annotation of a GenBank genome assembly.